CAGUCAGUCAGUGUUCACCUUCUGGCCGCGCUGGUAGGACGUUCUUUCUACGACUCCGACUCGCGCCUCACUUGACUCGCCUCCCCCUGACUCGUGACUCGCUGACGUCUCUCCUUGCAGCUGAGGAAGGAAAGAGUGAGUCCCCAGUCUGACUCACCCCCCCAGAUAUUCACCAGAAACGGACUCACACACAUCACGAAGGCUGAGUGUGUGUUUACAGCUACCAUGGGGUGGGCGUGGGCCGUGGUAGUGGCCGUGAGUGUGCUGGGGGCGGCCUGUGUGAACGCCCAGGCCGCCUCGUGCAACAGGGCGCCGCUGGGAACGCAGGCGCCGCGCACUCCCGGCAGCAACAACUUCACCAUUAAGAUCAGCGGCAACCCACAGAAAUACGUCCCCGGCGAGGUGUACACAGUCAGCCUGCAGGGGUGGCGCGAGCAGUACUCCGUCAAGAAGUUCACGUUCUUCCUGCUGUUGGUGGAGCCCUCGCAGGUGCCGCUCGACGUGUACGGUCCCCAGAGCGUCGGCAUAUUCCAGCUGUACGGGGACGCCUUCACCAUGCACUCCGACGACUGCCCUAACGCCAUCACGCAGACCUCCGCCAUCCCCAAAAGCGAAAUCCAGGUGCUGUGGACCGCGCCGCCCGCCAACUCCGGCUGCGUCAGGUUCAGGGCCACGGUGGUCGAGAACAGGGACGUGUGGUACAUGGACGAUGGCGGCCUGACCAAGGAGCUGUGUGAGGAGGUGCAGGAGAGCCCCGACGUGCAGCCCCCCAUCGUAUCCCAGUGCUGUGCAUGCGACGAGGCGAAGUAUGAGGUCACCUUUGAGGGCUUGUGGUCCCGCCACACGCACCCCAAGGACUUCCCCAACAACGAGUGGCUGACGCACUUCUCGGAUAUCAUCGGCGCCUCGCACUCCGCCGACUACAUGGUCUGGGAGUACGGCAAGGAGGCCUCAGACGGGCUCAAGCAGGUGGCCGAGUGGGGCUCAACGCGCACCCUCGAGAGUGAGCUCAAGAGACAGAGUGACCACAUCCGCACCAUCAUCAAGGCUCGCGGUCUGUGGCACCCCAACGUCAACGGCAAGACCUUCGCCGUGUUCCGCGUCGACAACCGCCACCACCUCAUGUCCCUCGUGUCCAUGCUGGGACCCACGCCGGACUGGAUCGUGGGGGUGUCGGCGCUGGAGCUGUGCCUCGCCAACUGUUCCUGGGUGCCGCACAAGACGCUCAACCUCUACCCCUACGACGCCGGCACGGACUCCGGCGUCACGUAUGAGUCCGCCAACUCCCCGACCUACCCAAAAGGCAAGAUCCGUCGCAUCACCAGCAGCUACCCCAACGACCCCGCCUCCCCCUUUUACGACCCCACCGGCAAGCCAAUGAAGCCCCUGGCACGACUCACCAUCACGAGGCAGCGCGUGUAUGAGAAGUCGUGCUCGGACACAGAUAUCCUCGCCAUCGACGAACCGGAGUACGAGGAGUCGGACGAGGACGCAGCAAGACCCGAGUGUGCCGUCAGCGAGUGGUCUCAGUUCUCGGCCUGCUCAGCCACUUGCGGGAAGGGCCUGCGCUCCCGAACCCGUGCCUAUCUCAUGCCGCAGAAGGCCCAGAUGAUGAUGUGCAAGAGGCAGCUGGACGAGAGGGAAAUGUGCGCGGCUGACCUCAUGUUCUGCGACGGCUCUGAGACGGGAGCUUUCACGCGGGAUAGCUUCGACCCUCGCGUCUGCUUGGUGUCGGAGUGGUCGCCGUGGACGCCCUGCUCGGCCACCUGCGGCAGUGGGAUACGCAUGCGCAACCGCCGCUACCUGGACCGCAUGGGGCGUAAGAAAUGCGACGAGGAGCUGGUGGAGAAGGAGAUGUGCGUGGCAGACGUCCCCUCGUGCAACAACCAUGAGACUGAGAUUAUCAGCGACGACUGCGCGGUCACCCAGUGGUCAGACUUUUCACCGUGCUCCAGGACUUGCGGGCAGGGCGUCACGAUGCGAACUCGCUCCUACCUGGUCCCCACCGCCAACCACUACCACUGCACCGUACGGCUGAGGGACGAGCGCCAGUGUACGGGCAGCAGGAACGUGUGCUUUGACCCCGCCGAGGCUGAGGAUGUGUGCAAUCAGGAGAAGGAGGUGGGCCCCUGCCGAGGUUACUUCCCGCGGUAUUACUACAACUCGACCCAACGCCGCUGCCUCCAGUUCGCGUACGGAGGCUGCCGCGGAAACCGAAACAACUUUGUCCAGUACGACGAGUGCAGCAAACUGUGCGAGUUCAACAGAGAGGGACCAACAGGACCCGUGGCACCUCCUACCCCCGGUCCACUGGACAGUAGGUCCCUGACAAUAUACACGCCGCAGAAUCCCCGCGUCAACUGUGAGAUGAGUGACUGGUCGGACUGGAGCCCCUGCAACCCCAUCUGUGGCCGGAACUCAACCAAGGAGAGGCGACGCACGAUCCUGGUUCACCCUCAAAACGGCGGAAGAAAGUGCCGAAAACUGGUCAGGAAGAAGAAGUGCAAGAGGAAGAGGUGCAACAACGCCAACGGGAAUGACCAGUUCAACGGCCUCGUGGCUCUCAACCAAGUCAGGGAGACCGAGUACGCCGCCUCCACCCCCGCCCCCCUCGUGCCCUACCAGCCCGCCACGGACCCCACCCACCUCUACAGCUACGACCACGACGCCGACCUGCUGUCCCCCAACCUCUACAACCCCUACAUCGGCAACGUCCAUCUGGGAACUCACGACCACCACGACGGAUUGCCGGUGAGCUGCGUGCUGAGUAAUUGGGGUCCGUGGUCGCCGUGCACGGUGUCCUGCGGCCCCGUGGCUCUGCAGCAACGGUCGCGACUCGUGGUGGAGGAGGCACGCAACGGAGGGACAGCCUGCGGGGACACCACCCAACGGCGGUACUGCAAACUGCCGCCCUGCCCGCACCCCAGAUCGGAACUCUAUCCGUGGCCCUGAGGCGGCGACUGAGCGCUGCGGGAAGGACUCGUCCAGGGAGGACGUCGCCAGGACCUAAUGUUGGGAGGACUGUUUCUGAUCUCCUGCAGCCGGUGGUGGGAAGCGGCACGCUGCGGCGUGGUGACUGCGGCUGAGCUGCUGCUGCUGCGGCCCCCUGAACCACCGCCCCUCGGCCUGGCCGGCCACAUGCGGUGCCCUGUGACGGCCCUCCUCCCGCAGACCUUGUGACCUAGUUGUUAGUAAGAGACGUUUGUACAAUACCCCCGCGCUGCGUCCCCGGCGGGCGCGGCUCGGCGCCUGACCCCCGGGUGAGUCGCCGCGGCGCUCGUCGGCGGCCGCCGCCUAUACUCACAUGUAUUGUAAAGUCACGCUGUCUUCUCGUACUCGUAUUAGCCCCUAAGGCUCCGUUAGCCCCUAACUGCCCCUGCCCGUUACUAACAUAUCAAUUAAGGCGCCGGGAGUCUCCAGCCAGAGGUGUUGAGCGUCUCCCGAGCUGAGGGACGCAGUGCCGCCGCCCGCCGCUGCGAUUUGUCAUCACCACAGCUCCAGGCGGCGGCGGCGGCGACGACGGCGUCAGCGGUCACCGACCUGCACGGCCCUCGCGGGACUUCGUCCCACCUCAGUCACGUUAUAAGAACCUGCGUUAGGCAGUGUCCCUACAUAGUGCGUAGCGUUAACUGUUAUAUAGCUGAUGUGUGUGAAGGUGUGUGUGUUUGCUAGACGAGCAUAUGAAACAGACCAAGAUGUUUAAACAAUUCUAUUUGUUACAUAAUAAUCCUCAAUACUUGUGAAGAGGAAAAAAAGGGUUAGUCUCGGUUGGCGGUUGACGCAAGUGUUUUGCCUUGUUCAGGAACAUAUCUUGCCAUAUCAAAAUAAAGUGAAGUCUGAGUUUGCUGCA
Molecule: messenger RNA, 3850 nt
Organism: Eriocheir sinensis (Chinese mitten crab)
Lineage: Eukaryota; Metazoa; Arthropoda; Malacostraca; Decapoda; Varunidae
Product: spondin-1-like
Exons: 20
Coding region: 226-2952 (908 amino acids)
Biological process (GO): cell adhesion
Cellular component (GO): extracellular matrix
Molecular function (GO): serine-type endopeptidase inhibitor activity
Source: RefSeq, a predicted model, not a curated record